AUGUCUGUACCCCAGACUAUUUCUAGCGCCUCGCUUCCCUUUCGUGUCCCUCGUCCAGGGGUACUGCACUACUACAUUGUACAACAGAACGCCUUUAAUGUAACGAAAAAGUCUUCUGUUGCACUUCUAUGUGCGUGGGUACACUGCAUGAAGAUUGUACAAAGGUGGAUAGAGAACGGGGAUGUUUCAGUGGUUUAUGUUCGUAGGGUGGGUCUUGAAGGAUGCAGGGUUGUACGACGAGUUUGUGAUCGGGCUGGUGAAAAUGCGGUUGUGAAGUACAAACUUUUGAGAUGGAGGAAGAGUAUUGCGUGCUUGUGUUCGGGCGGGUAG
Messenger RNA from Sclerotinia sclerotiorum 1980 UF-70, 330 nucleotides. RefSeq lists its product with no specific name. Lineage: Eukaryota; Fungi; Ascomycota; Leotiomycetes; Helotiales; Sclerotiniaceae. The transcript has 2 exons. The record is from RefSeq and is a predicted model, not a curated record. Bases 1 to 330 code for a protein of 109 amino acids.